Messenger RNA from Thalassophryne amazonica, 627 nucleotides. It is a transcript of the gene tstd3, whose product is annotated as thiosulfate sulfurtransferase like domain containing 3. Gene Ontology annotation, molecular function: thiosulfate-cyanide sulfurtransferase activity. Lineage: Eukaryota; Metazoa; Chordata; Actinopteri; Batrachoidiformes; Batrachoididae. The coding region runs from base 68 to 559 and encodes 163 amino acids. The transcript is spliced from 4 exons. Gene Ontology annotation, cellular component: mitochondrion. The record is from RefSeq and is a predicted model, not a curated record.
UAGCUUUGGUCUUGGAUGUUAUUUAUGUUGAGGGCUAAAUAGUUUUGAUUUUGUCUUGUGGACCCAGAUGGCUCUGAGGAGGUGCUGCAGACUGACCGAAUCGGUUCCUCGGCUCUUAUGGACCGGUACCACCGGUACCGUCCGUCCUACAGCGGAACUUCAAAGCUUUGUGUCCACUCUGUGGGCUGUGUGGCGCACUUUUAGUUCGGCUCCAUCCAGCACAGAUGUGAGUUACGAGCAGAUGAAGGAGCUGCUGGCGGCUCAGAAAGCCGUGAUUAUCGACGUCAGAGAACCGUGGGAGCUCCGGGAGCACGGCGUCAUCUCCGGAUCCAUCAACGUUCCCUUGGGACAGUUGAAUGUUGCUCUCCAGUUGGGUCCGGAAGCAUUCAAAGAGAAUUAUGGCGGCGAGAUGCCCCAGAAGACGGAUCACGUUGUGUUCACCUGUCUGAAAGGGAUCAGGAGCAAGACGGCCCUGGACACCGCCGCCUCACUGGGAUUCAAAGUUGUUCAGCAUUAUCCUGGUGGCUGGCAGGACUGGGCGGAAAACCAGCAAAAGUAAACGGCAAGAAGGAAAUGUGAACUCACACGUCAGCUGCUGCAUGUCAUGAUGUGAAACAAAGGGUUUGG